AUGGCCGACACCAUCCUCCACAGCGCGGUCGUCGUCACCAUGGACGGAGAGCUCCGCGUCCUUCGCGAUGGCACCGUCACCGUCGCCGGCGACCGCAUCGCCGCCGUGGGUGUUGUGGGCCCCUCCGCCGCCGUCCUCGCCGCCUUCCCCAGCGCCGCGCGGACCCUCGACCUCGGCGGCCGCAUCGUCCUCCCAGGGUUCGUGAACACGCACGUGCACACGUCGCAGCAGCUGGCGCGGGGGAUCGCCGACGACGUCGACCUGAUGACGUGGCUGCACGGGAGGAUCUGGCCCUACGAGUCGCACAUGACGGAGGAGGACUCCUACGCCUCCACCCUCCUCUGCGGCAUUGAGCUCCUCCGCUCCGGGGUAACAUGCUUUGCUGAAGCAGGUGGGCAGUUUGUUUCAGAAAUUGCACGGGCAGUGGAAUUGUUAGGCUUGCGGGCAUGUUUGACAAAGUCAACGAUGGAUUGUGGUGAGGGUUUGCCUACAAAUUGGAGUUCUUGCUCCACUGACGAUUGCAUUCAGUCACAGAAGGAACUAUAUGAAAAGCAUCAUAAUACAGCUGAUGGGCGUAUCAGGAUAUGGUUUGGGUUGAGGCAGAUCAUGAAUGCAACAGAUCGUUUACUGCUUGAAACAAGAGAUGUUGCCCAGAAGCUAAAUACUGGAAUCCAUAUGCAUAUUGCAGAAAUACCAUAUGAAAAUCAACUUAUAGUGCGGACCAAAGGAAUUGAUCAUGGCACAGUGACAUAUUUAGAGAAAAUUGAUUUUCUGAGGAGUAAUUUGUUGGCUGCCCACUCUGUCUGGUUGAAUGAACCUGAGAUAGGGCAUUUUUCAAAGGCUAGCGUCAAGGUUUCUCACUGCCCUGCGUCUGCCAUGCGGAUGUUGGGGUUUGCUCCUAUUAGAGAAAUGCUGGAUUCUGGUGUUUGUGUCUCCCUUGGUACCGAUGGAGCACCAAGCAAUAACAGAAUGAGCAUUGUGGAUGAGAUGUACCUAGCAUCCCUAAUUAACAAAGGACGUGAGGCAUGCAUCAGUGGAACAACUAACCCAACUGCUCUUCCUGCUGAGACUGUACUGAAGAUGGCUACUAUUACUGGCGCGAAAGCAGUUCUAUGGGAUAACGAAAUAGGUUCGCUGGAGGUCGGGACAAAGGCGGACUUGGUUGUAGUG
This is a messenger RNA of Panicum virgatum (switchgrass), 1170 nucleotides long. RefSeq names its product 5-methylthioadenosine/S-adenosylhomocysteine deaminase-like. The annotation marks the transcript as partial. The record is from RefSeq and is a predicted model, not a curated record. Lineage: Eukaryota; Viridiplantae; Streptophyta; Magnoliopsida; Poales; Poaceae. The transcript has 9 exons. Gene Ontology annotation, molecular function: hydrolase activity, acting on carbon-nitrogen (but not peptide) bonds.